ACCUUGUCCUGCCAGUAGAACGAGUUUCCGCAGUCCACAGUCCAGACUCGCGUCUGCGAUUUUCUGUCCUUCUGCGUCCGCCAGUUGGGACUAUUUACAAUUUAAAUUUUUACCCCGCUUGACGAAAAUGGCACAAUUACCUUGAUGCUUGCAAUGAAUCUACUUGUAUUCUUUGUUGCGGUCGUGCAAAUGAACAGCGUGACGCCUGUCAUUCACACGCUCAAAUAUUUUACAACGGUGUCUCAAGUUGCAAAACUACCAGAGUUCUUGGAGACGGCGUAUGUUGAUGGCGUUCAGAUUCUGCAGUUUGACAGCUACCAUAGGGAAACGAAAGCAAUGCAUGACUGGGUGAACAAAAUCACAGAAGAUGAUCCACACUUCUGGGAGAGAGAGACGCACACCAAUAUUGGGAAUGAGCAGAUCAUGAAAGUCAACAUUGAAACCGCUAAAGAGCGCUUCAACCAAACUGGAGGUGUUCACUUGAUUCAGGUGAUGAAAGGCUGUGAAUGGGACGAUGAGACGGAUGAGGUUGAUGGUUGGGAGCACUACCAAUACGAUGGAGAAGACUUCCUGUCAUUUGAGGCAAAGACGAUGACAUGGAUCGCAGCACAGCCACAAGCUUUCAUCACCAAAAUCAAGUUGGACCAAAUUGACGGGCUUAAUAAAGUCAAGAAGAUUACCCACACGGAGGUCUGUCCUGAGCUGUUAAAGACACAUUUGAGCAACGGGAGGGACUUCCUGACGAGAACCGAACUUCCCACGGUGUCUCUCCUGCAGAAGACGCCUUCCUCUCCGGUCACCUGCCACGCCACGGGUUUCUACCCCAUUACAUCAUCCCUCUUUUGGAGGAAAAACGGUGAGGAGAUCCACGAGGACGUGGAGAUGGGGGCGACCCUCCCCAACCACGACGGAACCUUCCAAACCUCGGUCCACCUGAAAGUGGAGGUGACGCCCGCCGCGGAGCAGGAGUACGAAUGCGUGUUCCAGUUGGACGGCGUCCCGGAAGACAUCGUCAUCAAGCUGGACGCCGGAAGCAUCCUGAGCAACGCGCACAUCCGAGAAGAGGAAUACAGGAAGAAGGCGGUGCCCCUCGUUGUCCUGUCGAUGAUCCUCACUCUGGUGGUGAUGUCGGUGGUGAUGUUCCUUGCCAAGCGUCUCAAAUCCAAACAAGCAAUAUACGUUCAAGCUUGUAACGGGGAAAGCCGAAAGGAAAAAAAGAAGACUCUACCUUGUAUCAACAGGCUGCGUGCAUUCUGAUAUUCAACUGAAUGUUGAAGCCAAAGUACUAAUCAUCAAGGAGCUGGAGGAGCUGAGCAAAUACCAAUAAAACACACACCACGAAGGUAAACGCAAACCACAUUCAUGACAACGCCUGAUAACAAAAACACCUUAGGACUAGAAACCUUUGUAUAUACAGAACAUAAAUCACAGGACAUAGAAUAUGAUAUUGAUCCUGAUAACAACCUACUCAAUGAUAUAGGAAACAGCUGCAUUUACUACACAGAUGAGCACUAGAAUUCAACUUUCCAAUCAAAGCAUAAGAUAAGAUAAGAUAAGAGGAACUUUAUUAAUCUCACGUGUGAGAAACUGCAUGUAACAACAGCCCGAUUUACAGGAAGGUACAAGUAGGGGGGAUAAAGGUGCAAAAAGAGACUUCUGGACCGUAGUCCUCCGGCAUAAAAAAUAGAAUACAAUAUAAAAAGAAAAAUAUGGAAAAAUAACAACAAUUGUAGUAAAACUACAAAUAUAAGCUAUGAAUAUUUACAAAAAGAAGAUAAAAAAGUAGUGGUAAAGUGUCGUAAAGUGUAUGAAGUGUAUGCGUUUAGUAAUGCUAAUAAAAGAAAUAAAAGAAAUAGUGCAAUAGAAAUAGAUAACAUAUCAAUCAUCCACGUUUGGGUCUGCCGGGUCGGACCGACAUACCGUAUCAUUUGGCCUGUUGUUGCUCGUUCAUGUCUGUUCUUGGUGUUGGAUUUUGUCUAAUAAAUUUCCCCAAAAAUGCGAUUUAUACUCCGGACCAACCUAUAUAUGUUUUUUUUUUUUUUCACUUUAUUGUGCAUUUUAUGGCUAAUGCGACGUAUAUGCCAGAGUGAAUUUUAGUUCAAAAAAUAAGGUUUAUGUGUUCCAUUUUAUUGAUUUAGAUGUUGAAUUAUUAGUUUAAUGGAUUAAGUGAGAAAGGGGUAGGAAUCUAAAAAGCUAUGCUUCCUCCUACUCCUUUUCGAGCAUUCUUUAUGUAUUUUUUUUUUCAGUUUGUUGUUUUUUUUGUUUUGUUUUGUUUCAUGGACUUAGAUAUGGCACUCUAAAGUGAUAAUUGUUUUAUUUAUUUUUUCCCCUAUUUUUCAUAUUUUAAAUAUGUUCAAAAUAAAGAUAUAUCAAUCAAUCAAUCAAUGUCAAAUGUGAGAGAGAAUAUAAAAUAUAUAUAUACAUUGUGCAUAUACACUAGUUUGUCUCUAGUGGCAAAAAUGUUUUAUUUUGAAAUUGCUGAGAUUUACUUGGCAUCAGAAAUAAUGACAUCUCCAACACUUGUUUAGUGUUUUUAAAACAUUUAAAAAUGUAAAUGUGACGCGUGUAAAAUGUGAUAAAGUUUAUAUGGUUAGGGGUUUGAUUCACAAACAGCUCAUGGUCAUGCCUUUUUUGUUGUUUCUGCUGAUACGCUUCCAAUAAAACACUUUAGUGAUCUUU
Messenger RNA from Syngnathus typhle (broad-nosed pipefish), 2679 nucleotides. RefSeq names its product H-2 class I histocompatibility antigen, alpha chain-like. The transcript is spliced from 6 exons. The coding region runs from base 145 to 1257 and encodes 370 amino acids. Gene Ontology annotation, cellular component: external side of plasma membrane. NCBI's taxonomy places the organism in Eukaryota, Metazoa, Chordata, Actinopteri, Syngnathiformes, Syngnathidae. The record is from RefSeq and is a predicted model, not a curated record. Gene Ontology annotation, biological process: immune response.